Rhododendron vialii is the source of this 1141-nucleotide messenger RNA. RefSeq lists its product as uncharacterized. The record is from RefSeq and is a predicted model, not a curated record. The transcript has 4 exons. Lineage: Eukaryota; Viridiplantae; Streptophyta; Magnoliopsida; Ericales; Ericaceae. The coding region runs from base 149 to 1141 and encodes 330 amino acids.
CCGCACAAACAAGAAUGCCCCCAUAAAGAAGAAGACGCAUGCGUUGCCAGUAUUUCGGAGUAGGUGUUCACCAAAAGCAUUGGUUAAACUAAAUGCAUCGUUAAACAAAGAUCAAAGAACUGCUGUUGAAAUAGUUGGUUUCGGAUCGAUGCUGACUCUACAAUGUGAAAUUCUGAAACGUGAAUUCAUAUCAAAAUUGGUUCACCACUUCAACCAGAUGAACAAGACCUUAGAAUUUGGGAGGAUGAAAGUUUAUUCAAUCAUGCCAGCUGAUGUUGGAAAGGCAUUAGGGCUACCCCUAGGAACCGUACCAGUUCCGACUACUUGUGAAAAUUUCCACUUUGAACACAUUCGGGCCAUGUUUGCUGCAGGGGAUGAACAAUUGAAGAGAGGGGUAACCUUUGGAAUGAUGAAGGAAGUUUUUAAGUCGGGGGUAGCAGAUGCGAAGUUCCAGACGUCGUAUGUCCUGUUUGUCUUGUCUUCUUUAUUGUGUCCAACGACAAAGGAUGUGGCCUCCACCAAGUUCUAUCUGACAGUGUAUGAUUUAACCAAUAUUUCGUCAUAUGUAUGGCCACAGUUUGUGUUGGAUUGGUUGGUCAAGGAAAUAACGAUGUUUAAGAAGAGAGAUGUGAAGGAGGUUGAUAAUAGAAAGGAUGCCCCUGGCGUUUCUGGUUGUGUGUUGCUCUUAAUGCUUAUAUACUUUGACAAAGAGGAGAUGGGAAUGAAUGUUGGUAAUGUUGGUGUUCUGUUGAUUCAGUCUUGGACGACGAAUCUUAUAAUGGAACGAAUUGCCAAGGAGGAGAAUUUGGAGUUGGUAGAUCUCAUUUCCGGCCAAUUGCCUCAGCCUCGUUUAUUGCAUCCGGAGGCGAAAAAGGCUUAUCACACUCUGCAGAAAUCAUUUCUUGAACAAAUGCAAUGCAUCAUCAUCAUGGACGCUGCCUUGAUGGGUCAUGUUUCUGAAACAACAACCGAAAAAAUUCCCUCAAAAGAAACCGAUGUCAGGGAGAUGGACAGUCCUUUGGAUGAUGAUGCUUGUCACGAAAUUCCGUCAAGUUUCACAUCUACUCCUAAAAUGGCAGGGAAAGGGGUUGCCGCAUAUGAAAUGGAUGAGGAUAGGAUAUCCGAUUUUGAAAAUGUUUAA